GUCUGAACCACUUCUCUAAGUGGAGGUAUCAGAUCUCUCACUCGCCCUCUAUUUUAUUUAUUUAUUUAUUUUUAACAGAUCCACCAUAAAAAUCUUACUCAAACCAAACUCGAGGCCGAUUCUCCGGUCCAAGCAAACGGCCAAAGCUUAUGAACGCCAAUGGGGCACUCCGAUGCGACGCCCGUUUUUGUCGAUACAAACCUGGGCACGCAUUUGGCUCUCCCUGUCCCCUUGGACAUCACAGCGGCUGAUCUCAAACGUCAACUUGAGAGGGAACACUUUUCUUGUUUUCCAUAUAUUGGAGAAAUUAAGGCCCAAGCUUUGAUGGUAAAGAGGAAAACCCACUUUUAUCAUCUUCCAGAUUCGAUGCCUAUCAAGAAAUGUUAUCAGGGGUUGGCAGGAACUUGGUUCCUUCACAUGAAUGCUUCACGGUCUGUAGACAUGCUGAGGCAAGAAGCUAGUGUACCUUCAGGAUUAAAUCAUUCCACAAGACAAGACUUCUCUAAUCGGAGGGAAACUGUCAGGCCAAACUAUAAAGUUUCACCGGCUUUGGAAAAUUUAACAGCAUCAAAUAAUUCAGAUUGGUGGGAAUGCAGAAACAGAGUAGUUAUGGCUAUUCAAGGCAUCACAAGUCCAGAUACCAAAGAUUUCAUGCCUACUGUCAGCAAUAUCACAGAUUUUUCAAAAUCAGAGAAGGUUGCUGGUUUCAAAGAUACAAAUAUGGAGAGCCAAGCUAGCAAAAAUGGAAGACAUCAUUCCAUAUUCAGUGAAGGCCAACUUGAUGUGCUUUCCUUACCUAUUUGUGGCAAAGAAAGAAGGAAAAAGAGGAAGACAUGGGAACAGGGAAAUUCAUCAAAUGUUGGUAGUGGAUAUGUAAAGGACAUCGCAGAGGGAAAACUUGCCAGAACUCGAAGAAUGCACGCACGUGAAUUAAUCUCUGGUUUAAAUCCUGACAAAGGGAAGGAAACAAAAGAUAAUAACAUUACUGAUGAAUCCCAAGGCACGGAUCAAGAGGAUGAGAACUUGUCCUCAGAGCCUCCACUACUGAGUAGACCCCAUAUCAGUUCUUCAACAGUGAGACAAACUCCCAGCAUUAGUUUGUCUGCAAACAUCUCUCUAACUGGUCUUAUUUCAAGGUACUUCUCUGACAAUGAUGAGGUGGAUUCAUGCAGGAGUCCAUCUAAAAAUAUGCUAAACACUAAAAAAUUGACUCAGCAAUUCAAUGAUGCGCCGAAGGCUGAAAAAAUUCAACAAAAUGAGAUCACUGGCUAUGCAAAUAGCACUGCAGAAUUUUCAGUCAACCAGAAAAGUUCAAAGAGAAGUGCAUUGGAUUCUGAUACAAUUUGUUCCUUCAAUGGUAGUUCUGAUGGUGCGAAGUGGUUGGAAGAUUAUCCUGCGAACAUCAGUAACAGCGAACUUGAUAAAAAUGAAAUAGGUACUUUUCCUGGUGAGAGACGAACAAAGAGUAUAUCUGGGCGGAAGAUGAAAGAUAAUAGUGUGGCGUGUGCUGAUGAGUAUAGCUCCUGCCAAGCUGACCAUAAGAAGACAUUUCGAAACAAAUUUAGCAGAAGCAAACAACCAGUCAAUGAGAAAAAGGUCUGUGUUACACCUCAUUGUUCAUCGAUGAAUUCUCCAUUGUCGUUUAACAAGCAUAUGGGGGCUUCAAGGAGCAAGUUUGGUAGAAAAGAAGUUGGCAAACGCCUUGUUCAAGCAGCAAACAACAUCUGGUUUUCUGUUAGUGGGAAAAAAUCUCUGCAGUCCAUGUACCUCUCUAGGUCUGGAAAUCCAUCAUUGCCUGAAUCAGUUGUACCUGUUAAGAAACUUCCUUUUGAAAUAGAUGAUUAUGAUGACUGAGAGAUGAGAACUCUCAUUAUUUUGGUUUC
Molecule: messenger RNA, 1883 nt
Organism: Phoenix dactylifera (date palm)
Lineage: Eukaryota; Viridiplantae; Streptophyta; Magnoliopsida; Arecales; Arecaceae
Source: RefSeq, a predicted model, not a curated record